ACCGACCGCCGCCCGGGGCCACACGAAGCAGGAGGAGGAGGCGCCCACCGGGACCGCCCACCGGGCGGACGAAUCCCCGGCCCCCGAACCCCACGCGCCCCCUCGCCAGGAACACCAGGAACUGUCAAAAUUCAUCCCAAUUCCAUGGUUACAAAAUCCAACAAUGCUGCCAAACCCUGGGAUCUAUUACCUCCCCUGGGAGGUCGCUGCUGGCCACGUUCCUGAAGGGGGUGCACUGCGCACGUUCGGCAGGUUGUGCCUGUACGACAUGUUGCAGUCCCGGGUGAUCCUCACGGCUCGGCAUGGAUCUGACCAACACCAGGUUCUUGUGUGUACCAGGUUGGUGGAACCGUUCCAGGCUCAGGUGGGCUCCUUGUACAUGGUCCUUGGGGACCUCGAGCGCCAGGAUGAUGGAGGCUCCCUGGUGAAAGCCCGAGUGCUGACCUGUGUGGAGGGAAUGAAUCUGUACAAGUUAGAACAAGCCAUCCUGAAGCAGAGGCUGUACCAGCAAGAGAGGGAGAAUAGCAGCCAAUAGGAAACAGCAGCACCAACCCCCGCCCCCACACAUUCCUGCCCCUGAGGCUGAAGCUCCAGAGCUGCUGACCUGCUGCAGAAUAUGGCCUCUUCCCUGAACGACAACCAUUUGUCUGUAACCAGAGAGUAGAGGGGGCUGAUGAUUAAUAUAGCCCCUUCCUCUAAUUUGGGGUUGGAUCUGAAAUGAGAACUUAAAGAGGUGGUGUCACAUACCCCCACCCCUCCCAUCCCCCGCUACUGGCACCUCAGCUCCAGAACCCUGAGGCUGUACUUCUGGGAGGUCUUGGAGUGUUCUAGAAGGUCCUCCUGAAUAAAGGCCUAUGACUGAC
Messenger RNA from Octodon degus (degu), 863 nucleotides. RefSeq names its product TEN1, CST complex subunit (gene Ten1). Lineage: Eukaryota; Metazoa; Chordata; Mammalia; Rodentia; Octodontidae. Gene Ontology annotation, molecular function: single-stranded DNA binding; telomerase inhibitor activity; telomeric repeat DNA binding. Bases 164 to 535 code for a protein of 123 amino acids. The record is from RefSeq and is a predicted model, not a curated record. Gene Ontology annotation, cellular component: CST complex. Gene Ontology annotation, biological process: negative regulation of telomere maintenance via telomerase. The transcript is spliced from 4 exons.